AUGUUAGAACAAUUAACGGAACAAUUAAUAGAUGAUAAUAUCAAUAUUAUGCAUGUCAUUUUUAAACACAGAUUUAAAAAGCGUGUUAAACCUGUAUACUAAGCUUCUUUUUUUUUUUAUUUUUUUUUUUUUUAGUUGCAACUUGAUCUUCUUUAAUGAGUAACAAGUUUACUGUCAACUAGUGUCUACUUUCCAUUAUCAUUUUACUUUCUACGCUACUUCUCAAUGUAACUUUCGUCUAUAUUAUAUUUUUUGCAUUCACAAAUAUCUAAUACGCUCCAAGAAAGAAAGUCAUCAGUGAAAGACAAUUACAUCCAAUCCGGUUAUUUCUAUUUAUUCUACAAAUUAUAUAUUUAUCUAUAAAUCUAGAAAUUGUUUUCGAUAAAUGUCUUUUGUUUUAUAAUUCAUCGUACAUUUAAGAAACAAAGAUAGAGAAAUAAAAAGAAAGAUAAAGAGAUAACAUCGAAGUCACAUAUCGAUUUCGUUUUUUAUGUAGUAUCGAAAGGUAGUAAAAAGCGGCCUAUUCAAAUUGACUUGAUCAAAUUUCAGCGAGCACGCGCUUAAAUGGAUACGUGCUUGCAUGCACAUAAAGUAGAAAGUAUUUGAAGGAAAAUCAACGAAUAUAUGCAUAUAUUUAUAUUGUGUGGAAGAAGUAAAAGUUAGGUAAAGAACAAAUACAUUUUAUUGUUUAAAUAAAAAGCUAUAGUUUUAAGAAAAUAUAUUGAGAGAAAAAGUAUUAAAUGUAGUAGCAAUUAUACUACUGACCUAUUGUAGAUAACUAGAACUAGUAAAAGUGAAGAAUUAAAGCAAGUUGACUUUUUCUCUCUAUGCUCUGUAUGGUCAACCAGACCUAUUCAGUGUCCCAUCAAUAUGUGUACUUCAAGAUCGCUUUUACCUUUCCGUAAGCAAGGAGGGACAUUUCUCAAGAGGUAUAAAAUAGUAAGCGGCAGAUUUGUGCAUCAGUGUGUGCAGUUCUUUCUUAGUUAACAACUAUAUAGCUUUCAAAGUUUGGUUUUAAUUCUGUAACUAAUUCUUAUCAAGAUGAGAAGAACUAAAUUUUAUAGAAUAUUUGUGUGUUCCAUCAUUAUGGCUCACGCAUCAGCAUCCACUGGCAAUUACUAUUCUAAACCAAACGAUAGAUUUGAGCCAAGCAAACAAAUCUUCAAUGAAAGAUUUAUGCCUGAAGAUAGCAUAAAUAAAAAAAAUAUUAAUAAUUAUAACACAGAAAAUCAAGAAAGAGAUUACGCUUUUGGUGGGAAAAUAAAUCAAGCGAAUUUUGAAGUCAGUAAUUUACCUUUACAUAGUUAUUCUACAAAUAAUGGAUUACCAGGAUACAUAGAUCCUAAUUAUGAAAAUUAUAAUAAUAAUUUUAAUUUUGCAAAAGAACAAUUGCCUUAUCAUUUUGGGAAAUAUUCUGUUAAUAAUAGCAACCAAGAGUCUGAUUUUGGAAAGUACAGGCAUUUUGAUUCGUCUCAAUUUUCAAACGACCAUCAACAUGAAGGAUCUUUUCAUACCGAAUUUAUAUCUGGAAACUAUCCUGCUAAAGUUCCAUUGUCAUUUCCUCCUGUAGGAUACGAACAAGAUUCCGAUACGUCUAUGAUAGAUGACACGUACAUCAAUAAUGACAAUCACCAAUUCUAUGGAAAGCAAAGGGAAAAUCAAAAGAUCAAAGAUCAAAUUCAAAGUUUAAAUCAAAAUCAUGGCCAAGCUUUUGACGACUUAUCAAGCUCUGUAUCAAACAAUUAUAAUUCUAACGUACAAGGCAAAGAUGCUAAUUUUCAAAAGCCUGAAAGAUCAGCUAAUUAUAGAGGAACAAAAUAUUCGCCAAGAAACAAUCCAAUACCUGUUCGUUCGCAUAACAACGACAAUGCUAACAAUGAUUAUGAUGAUUCUGAAUCUUCCGAAUUGUAUAAUAGAAAUAGCAAAUAUACAGAUAGUUUAAGUUCUAAUGCAUUUGCUGCAUACUCCUGA
Molecule: messenger RNA, 1971 nt
Organism: Polistes canadensis
Lineage: Eukaryota; Metazoa; Arthropoda; Insecta; Hymenoptera; Vespidae
Product: probable serine/threonine-protein kinase clkA
Exons: 5
Coding region: 1042-1971 (309 amino acids)
Source: RefSeq, a predicted model, not a curated record